Molecule: messenger RNA, 1191 nt
Organism: Trichoderma virens Gv29-8
Lineage: Eukaryota; Fungi; Ascomycota; Sordariomycetes; Hypocreales; Hypocreaceae
Exons: 3
Coding region: 1-1191 (396 amino acids)
Biological process (GO): nucleotide-excision repair; base-excision repair; base-excision repair, AP site formation
Cellular component (GO): nucleus
Molecular function (GO): damaged DNA binding; 8-oxo-7,8-dihydroguanine DNA N-glycosylase activity
Source: RefSeq, a predicted model, not a curated record
AUGGCCAUGAAGCGCAUUGUCGAUUGGCGCAAACUGCCAGUGAGCCUAACAGAACUCUGCAUUGACACGACCUUGCGGUGUGGCCAGUCCUUUAGGUGGCGGAAACUCAACGAUGAAUGGACAUGUACCCUACAUGGGAGGAUAUUGUCAUUGAAGCAAGACGCAACCCAUCUACACUAUAAAGUGACUUGGCCAGAACAAUCGCCAAUCUCGUCCAGCAAAGAUCUGCCAUCAGAGAAGGACGAUACAGAAGACCUCCUUCGCCACUACUUCAGUUUAAAUAUAGAUCUGGCUUCCCUGUAUCAACAAUGGUCGAAGGAUGAUCCAAAUUUUCGGGAAAAGGCACCGCAGUUUACGGGAGUUCGAAUCCUGAACCAAGAUGCAUGGGAGGCAUUGAUAUGCUUUAUAUGCAGCAGCAACAAUAACAUAUCUCGAAUCUCUCAAAUGGUUCAUAAACUUUGCAAGCAUUACGGCCCACUGAUUGGCCACAUAGAGGGAGAGGCCAUGCACGAUUUCCCAACCCCCGAGUCUCUGACUAAGAAAGCAGUCGAGGCUCAUUUAAGAGAACUUGGCUUUGGAUACCGCGCCAAGUACAUCGCAGAGACGGCUCGCAUCAUUGCAAAGGAAAAGCCUUCAGCAUGGCUAGACUCAUUACGCAACCCAGACUUCCCUGCAUUUAAUGCCGUGGCAGUAGUAGAUGGACCGCAAUCUACCUACAAAGAUGCCCAGGCCGCACUACUCUCCCUCACCGGCGUCGGUCCAAAGGUGGCCGACUGUGUGUGCUUAAUGGGCCUGGGAUGGGGAGAAUCAGUCCCAGUAGAUACACAUGUUCUUCAGAUUGCCCAGAGAGAUUAUCGCUUCGGCAAAAAGGGCCCCAAAACCAUCAACAAGGUCAUGUACGAUGCCAUUGGCGACCAUUUCAGAAGCAUAUGGGGGAAAUAUGCGGGCUGGGCUCAUUCGGUCUUGUUCACAGCCGACUUGCGAGAAUUUUCAAGCCGUGUCAAGGAAGAAAAGCUCGAGGAGCCGUCACAGAAAGAAGAUGGUUCAGUCCCAAAGAAGGGGUCUACAAGGAAGAGGAAAGCAACUGUUGCAGUAGAAACUAUACUUGUGAAGGAAGAAGAUACAAAAGAGGGCGCCAUUUUGGAAGUGGAAACGACAAUCAAAAGGCGGCGAACAAGAGCUCGGCCAUAG